CGGGGUGGGACUGGCUCGUUGGGGUGGGGCAGGAUCAGCAGAACCCAGCGUCGGGCGCAGUGGUGGCAGCAUCAGGAUGCGGGAGGCGAGGUUCAGGGACCACUUCUGGAGUACGGAUCUGACAAGCACAGUUGGCUAUGACAGCAUCAUUCAACAUCUGAAUGACGGCAGGAAGAACUGCAAAGAGUUUGAAGACUUUUUGAAGGAAAGGGCAAUUAUAGAAGAAAAAUAUGGCAAAGAGCUCAUUAAUUUGUCAAAGAAGAAGCCCUGUGGGCAGACGGAGCUGAACACACUGAAGAGAUCCCUGGAUGUUUUCAAGCAACAGAUAGACAAUGUGGGGCAAGGUCACAUCCAGCUGGCGCAAACCCUUCGGGAGGAAGCAAAGAAAAUGGAGGACUUCAGGGAAAAGCAAAAACUGCAUCGGAAAAAGAUAGAGCUGAUAAUGGAGGCGAUUCACAAAAACAGGAAUUUGCAGUACAAGAAGACCAUGGAGGCCAAGCGGCUCUACGAGCAGCGCUGCAGGGAUAAGGAUGAGGCAGAGCAGGCUGUGCACCGCAACGCAAACCUGGUGACACAGAAGCAGCAGGAGAAGCUGUUCCUGAAGCUUGCUCAGACAAAAUCAGCUCUAGAGGACUCUGACAGGAGUUACCAGCAGAAUGUUACCACACUGGAGAAGAUCCGUGAAGAAUGGCAGAAAGAGCACAUCAAAGCUUGUGAGUUCUUUGAGACUCAGGAGUGUGAACGGAUCAACUACUUCCGCAAUGCACUCUGGCUUCACGUCAACCAGCUGUCGCAGGACUGUGUCCAGAAUGAUGAGAAAUAUGAGGAAAUCCGCAAAAGUUUAGAAAUGUGCAGCAUCGAGAAGGAUAUAGAUUUUUUUGUAAAUUUACGCAAAACUGGAAGUUUGGCUCCAGCUCCUGUGGUUUAUGAAAACUACUAUAAUACACAGAGAAAUGCAGCUCCUGUGAGAAGCCCGGUUCCUGUACCUAUAUCCAGGAGAGGGCCUCUACCCACCCCGACCAGUGCGCCAGGUGAGCCUGAUUAUGCCACAGUUGAUGGCUACAGCUUGAUACAUCACUAAUAGCCACAGGUCUCCAGGCAGAAGACACUGUUGGUCUGGCCAGGGCGGCGGAGGUGGUGUUUCCAGUUAUUUGCAGCCACACAGAGCUGAAGUGAUUCUCCAUUUUAAGAAACUAUUUGAGGACUCUGAUAAUUAUUUGUACAUUCAGAAAGUGCCUAACAAAAAUCUGUGCCUUUGAUCAGCAAACUCCUUGGAUGGAUGUCCCAUCUUCACACCAAGGGGGAGAAAAGAAGCAUAAGCAAUGGACCCAGACACAGGGGGCGACCUGUGUUGGAAGAAGUUUUUUAUUUUAAGUUCUUCUAAAGUGCAAACAUCUGGGAGAAGCUGGAGCCUCCCACACUCCGGAUAACUUAAGAAGCCAUACAUGCCGUGGGGAUAGCUACACAAUGCUUUGGGCACGCUGGCUUGUGUUCAGGGCAUGUGUAUCCCACUCAGAUCUCAUGUUACACUUUUGCGUAUUUCUAAAGUCUUUCAUUAACAGUGAUUAAACUUGUGAUUUAUUUUUAAUUUUGGCCAUAUCUCUCAGGGAACUUACUUAGAGGAGGACUGAUGAGUCUGGCUUAGCUGUUGAUGUGCUCCAGGCUUAAGCACUGAUACUGGAAGCUGAUUUGCACCUUGCCUGGUGCAGCAGACCACAGCGCAGCUACCUUGGGACAGGCUGUGCUGCCACAAAUGUGCUGGGAAGUUCUGCACCCAACAGUGUUGUUGAGGUUCUGUGAGGGAUAUUGGUCAGCUCUUCCCACCACCUCUCCAAUGAGGAGCUUGUGAUAUUUAAGUUCAUGGCGUCUGGUAGGCUUUGGAGACCCUCAUUUGAUCAACUUCUGGGAAUCCCUAAACUAUGGGCUUGUUCUGUGUGUGCAUCACUGGAAACAUACAGCUUCUAACGUGAGGCUGGAGCCAUGAAAUUCGUUUUCUGAACAGAUCUCCUCAAAGUCUGGGUCCUUUUUGUUACUGUAUGUAUGAUUACGGCUUUGAUUCAGAAGCUUACAUGCCUCAAGGCUGCUAGUGUCUCUGAAGUCUCUGUGUGCAGUGUUGCUUAACAGCUCCUCAGAGCUUUAUGACACUGGACACAGGGACACAGUACAUGGGGAUUUAAUUGCCUAAGCCUGGUUCCAGGUCACUGACUCUGGAGGAGCAGGAGCUGCUACUUGUAUGAUGUUCUUCAAGCUGAAUCUGCCUGAUUUCAGUGUGUGCCUAAGCCCACCAGUCCGUGGGGCUUUCAUGGCAUUUCCUUGGUUGGAGAGGAUUGUGAUGAGCUUUAACAUCUGUCCUGCUGCAUUAUAAUGAACUGUGCAAAGUGCAAAGUGCACGUUUAAAGGAAUAAGUUGUCCUAUUUUAUUUCUGAAAGACCAAGCGUACAAAUAUUCUUCUGAAGGAGCCUGCUGUAGUUUUAGU
This is a messenger RNA of Cuculus canorus (common cuckoo), 2476 nucleotides long. RefSeq names its product proline-serine-threonine phosphatase interacting protein 2 (gene PSTPIP2). Gene Ontology annotation, biological process: actin filament polymerization. Gene Ontology annotation, molecular function: actin filament binding. The transcript has 15 exons. Lineage: Eukaryota; Metazoa; Chordata; Aves; Cuculiformes; Cuculidae. Gene Ontology annotation, cellular component: plasma membrane; actin filament; cytoplasm. The record is from RefSeq and is a predicted model, not a curated record. The coding region runs from base 77 to 1081 and encodes 334 amino acids.